Molecule: messenger RNA, 1518 nt
Organism: Cygnus atratus (black swan)
Lineage: Eukaryota; Metazoa; Chordata; Aves; Anseriformes; Anatidae
Gene: ACRBP
Product: acrosin binding protein
Exons: 10
Coding region: 1-1518 (505 amino acids)
Cellular component (GO): acrosomal vesicle; nucleus
Source: RefSeq, a predicted model, not a curated record
AUGCUGAGGCUGCCCUCCCUGGUGGGCCUGCUGAUCUGGCUGACGUCUGCCGCUGCACCACCUGUGCCUCCCGCAGGCAGCCCCCUGUCUGACAGCGAAUACCAGCUCUUCUUCUCCAGCCUGCGCCCACCCUGGAAGGCCCAAGUGUCCUGCCACCUGCGGCAGGUACGGGGCUGCCUCAGCCCCGCCGUGCUGCGGCUGGACCAGCAGGAGAACCACGGCCACGUCCCUGAAGGACCUGUCUGCUCCACCUUCCCGGAGGCACGGUGGUUCCAGACCUUCUGCCAGUUCGCACAGUACCGCUGCUCCAAGCGCAAAUUCUACAUCAAGCGAAUCCCAUGUCCGAGUUUCUCUCCUCCAAAAGGCCUUCUUCAUCCAGCAGAGAGACUUCAUGCUGUGGGCUUCCAGGCGAAGGAUGAAAGCUCCCCUACAGAUGGAGCACUGGAGCAGGCACCUCUUUCGCCCACCGACAUCCAUCUGCACUCCAACGUGGACACACUCCUGAAGUACUCCUACGCGCUGUCAAGCCAGAAACCCUUGGCAAGGAAGCUCCCCCUAGCCCUGCCAGAGGUGCCGAGACCCUCGCGGGACAGGGGGCUGCCUGAGCCCCCACCAACCCUGCCGGUCCCGGCCCCCCCAGCCCCCUCACCAUCCCACAGCCAGGCAGAGCGAGCCUGGGAGCGCCGCCUGCAGCACAGCGUCCGGCAGCUCAUCAGCUUGGCCCUCACCUUGGAGACCUCAGCGGGCAUGGAGGACUCUACGCCAGACCCUGACACCACGUCAGACCCGGGGAGUGUGCCCAGCGAUGCUGAGGAGGGGAUGCAGGAGGAGGCCCCCCAUGGCAGCCUUUUAGCCCUGAAGAAGAAGGAAGCGGUGAUGAUCCUGUGCUAUGCAGUACUGGAGGGAAUCUGUGUUUCAUCAGUUGUCACCCAGGCCUGGAAGGAGAUGGAAGAAAAAAUCCUCGGCUUUGGAGAUUCGGUGUGCGACAGCCUUGGGCGGCGGCACAUGGACCUGUGCCCUGACUGUGCCUUCUGCUCACUGAAGAGGGAGCAAUGCCAGAACUUCAACAACCUGAGGCGUGUUCACUGCGGGAAAGGCAACUUCAUCACCUACAUCAACCCCCAGAUCUCAGCCCAGCACCAGGCUACAGGCAACAAGACCGGCUUCCGAGAGCCCUACAGCAUGCAGUUUUCCCAAGGGCUGCGAGCAGAGUACUGGUGCAGCCAGAUAGCCACCCAGGGCUGCGAUGACCCUCGUGUGAUGCUCUGGCUGCAGGCAGAGUACGCCGCCUUCCGAGCUGGGGACACCCCAAGCCAGAUCUGCGACUCGGGUGGAGUUCAGCACCCCAGUUACUGCGCCUUCAAGAGCCACCAGUGUCUGCAGCACAGCCUCCACAACCAGAGGGUGGUUCGCCAUGACUGCCUCAGAAACCAGACUUACCAGGUGCUGAGUAAGGAGGAGGGAGAAGAGGAAGUCAGGCGGUGGCACCAGAGGUUCCUCAGCCUCACCGAAGGGUGA